Molecule: messenger RNA, 2303 nt
Organism: Delphinapterus leucas (beluga whale)
Lineage: Eukaryota; Metazoa; Chordata; Mammalia; Artiodactyla; Monodontidae
Gene: ELOVL7
Product: ELOVL fatty acid elongase 7
Biological process (GO): fatty acid elongation, polyunsaturated fatty acid; sphingolipid biosynthetic process; very long-chain fatty acid biosynthetic process
Cellular component (GO): endoplasmic reticulum membrane; endoplasmic reticulum
Molecular function (GO): fatty acid elongase activity
Source: RefSeq, a predicted model, not a curated record
UUUCCAGCUCGGUCGGCUGCCGGGGCAGCAGGGCCCGCUGCGAGGAGCUCCGCGCUAGCGCCGCCGCCCUCUGCGCCCGCGCCCGGGCACUUGGGCUCAGCUCCUCGCCGGAACCCAUUGUAAGGGCGAGUAAAUCCUGUGGAAAAUGGCCUUCAGUGAUCUUACAUCGAGGACCGUGCGUCUUUAUGGUAAUUGGAUCAAAGAUGCUGAUCCAAGAGUUGAAGACUGGCUCCUCAUGUCCUCACCUCUGCCACAAACUGUCAUCCUGGGACUCUAUGUCUAUUUUGUCACAUCCCUGGGACCAAAGCUCAUGGAGAAUCGAAAGCCCUUUGAACUCAAGAAAGCGAUGAUAACGUACAAUUUUUUCAUAGUACUCUUUUCUGUGUAUAUGUGUUAUGAGUUUGUGAUGUCUGGCUGGGGUACAGGUUAUUCCUUUCGAUGUGAAAUUGUUGACUAUUCACGCUCGCCUACAGCAUUGAGGAUGGCACGCACCUGCUGGCUUUAUUACUUCUCCAAAUUUAUUGAGCUCUUAGAUACUAUCUUUUUUGUUCUGCGUAAGAAAAAUAGUCAAGUGACUUUCCUGCAUGUCUUCCAUCAUACCAUCAUGCCAUGGACCUGGUGGUUUGGAGUCAAAUUUGCCGCAGGUGGUUUGGGAACAUUCCAUGCCUUUCUAAAUACAGCUGUACAUGUAGUCAUGUAUUCCUACUAUGGACUGUGUGCAUUGGGACCAGCCUACCAGAAGUAUUUGUGGUGGAAAAAGUAUUUGACAUCAUUACAGCUUGUCCAGUUCGUUAUUGUCACUAUACACAUAGGCCAGUUCUUUUUCAUGGAGGAUUGCAAGUACCAGUUUCCAGUCUUUCUGUACAUCAUUAUGAGUUACGGGUGCAUCUUUCUGCUGCUCUUUCUCCAUUUUUGGUACCGUGCUUACACCAAAGGUCAGAGGCUACCCAAAACAGUGAAAAAUGGAAUCUGCAAAAACAAAGAUCACUGAAAUUCAAGCACAGCAUAAAUCUAUGAAUAAGACUGAUAUCUUGUCUUCCUUGACAAUCAAGAGAUAUUUCCAUGUGCAGUGCAUUUUGUAUAUUUUUCAAAACCAAGAGCUUGUAUUUUUAUGAUAAGUUAUUGGGGUUUCUGAUAUUUGAGAGCCCAAAGCUCCCAGAUACCAGUCUUCUGAUAAUUAGAGCCUAAAGCAGCCAGUUUUUCAGCUGCUUUUAAACCUAAUCUAAAGGUUUUAUUUAACACAUUUUGUUAGGUUGAAAGAAGGAUGUGAAACAGUAGAGUACUCUUCAAAGAAGUCCAGUAUAGAUGAAAAAUAUCGUUAGAUAUUUUGAGCACGGACAGAGAUCCAUGCCGUACAGUAGAUUCCUUCUGCCGGGUCUGGAAACCUUUAACUGUGGGCUCUGGCUUUGUUGCUUGUUGACUAUAUUCAGAAGACACUGUAUUUACUCUAAACUUAAAUUCGCAUUCUAAAGAGCUAAUAGGGUGAACGUUAAGUGUAUUUUUGAUCAGUUAUCAUUUAAAAUCGCUAAUGGUAAUUUUUAAUGGAUCUUUCGAGUAGCCGGCACCAGUUUUGCUUGUAAGACUUCCUCACAACGCAUUUGUGGUGUAAACUGUAUAAAAGUGACAAUCCUUUAGGGUAAUACAUUGAUGCACUUGAAACUAAGGUUAUUAUUUUGAAAACAAGGUGAUUUGUUCUGAUGGCUUAACGAACACUUUGCUAUCACCGUUUUGCAAUGAACUUUGUAUAUUUCGGGAAAGAGGUGAAUUUAUCAAUGGAAAAAAUAGUUGUCUGUGGUGUUGUAAUGUCACUUUCUCAUAUCAUGGUUUAAAGGAUUAUCUUGGUUAAAUAUAUAUUGGUUAGAUGUGUAAAUGUUCAUAUCACUGGCACACACUAAAUGAUUUUAGACCACCCAGGGAUGGGUUAAGGGUGGCUUGUGAAGCAACUGGAAGCAAAUGGUGGCACAGAGAUUAUCCAGGGAAGAUUUGGUGAUAAGGGUCUCUCUCAUAAUGAGAGAGAGCAAGAGAGAGACUGUAUAAUAGUUAUUGUUAUAGAUUCACUGCUUGGAAAAAUAUUUUCCAGAAUUAUGAAUUAAUUAACAGCCUCGAAUUCUUUUUUUCAAACUUAUAAACUAUAUAAUGAGGGACUGAAAUUCAUUUUGCAUAGCUCUCAUUUCUUUAAAAUUGCUACUUUCUAACAGCCAUAUUUUCUUGUUGGAGAACCCAAUUACUGAUCAGUAGAGUUUUGCCCAAGAAACAGCAAUAUUUGGACAUUUCUGAAUUUUUCCACAGUGUUUUUUUUUCUU